Messenger RNA from Budorcas taxicolor (takin), 1005 nucleotides. RefSeq names its product S-adenosylmethionine decarboxylase proenzyme-like. The transcript has 2 exons. Lineage: Eukaryota; Metazoa; Chordata; Mammalia; Artiodactyla; Bovidae. The record is from RefSeq and is a predicted model, not a curated record. Gene Ontology annotation, biological process: spermidine biosynthetic process; spermine biosynthetic process. Bases 1 to 1005 code for a protein of 334 amino acids. Gene Ontology annotation, cellular component: cytosol. Gene Ontology annotation, molecular function: adenosylmethionine decarboxylase activity; putrescine binding.
AUGGAAGCUGCACAUUUUUUCGAAGGGACCGAGAAACUGCUGGAGGUUUGGUUCUCUAGGCAGCAACCUGACGCAAACCAAGGAUCUGGGGAUCUUCACACCAUCCCAAGAUCCGAGUGGGACAUACUUUUGAAGGAUGUGCAAUGUUCAAUCAUAAGUGUGACAAAAACUGACAAGCAGGAAGCUUAUGUACUCAGCGAGAGUAGCAUGUUUGUCUCCAAGAGACGUUUCAUUUUGAAGACAUGUGGUACCACCCUCUUGCUGAAAGCACUGGUUCCCCGGUUGAAACUUGCUAGGGAUUACAGUGGAUUUGACUCAAUUCAAAGCUUCUUUUAUUCUCGUAAGAAUUUCAUGAAGCCUUCUCACCAAGGGUACCCACAUCGGAAUUUCCAGGAAGAAAUAAAGUUCCUUAAUGCAAUUUUCCCAAAUGGAGCAGUGUAUUGUAUGGGACUCAUGAAUUCUGACUGUUGGUACUUGUAUACUUUGGAUUUCCCAGAGAGUAGGGUAAUCAAUCAGCCAGAUCAAACCCUGGAAAUUCUGAUGAGUGAGCUUGACCCAGCAGUUAUAGACCAGUUCUACAUGAAAGAUGGUGUUACUGCAAAGGAUGUCACUCGUGAGAGUGGAAUUCGUGACCUGAUACCAGGUUCUGUCAUUGAUGCCACAAUGUUCAAUCCUUGUGGGUAUUCAAUGAAUGGGAUGAAAUCGGAUGGAACUUACUGGACUAUUCACAUCACUCCAGAACCAGAAUUUUCUUAUGUUAGCUUUGAAACAAACUUAAGUCAGACCUGCUAUGAUGACCUGAUCAGGAAAGUUGUGGAAGUCUUCAAGCCAGGAAAAUUUGUGACCACCCUGUUUGUAAAUCAGAGUUCUAAAUGUUGCACAGUGCUUUCUUCGCCCCAGAAGAAUGAAGGUUUUAAACGUCUUGAUUGCCAGAGCGCUUUGUUCAAUGAUUACAAUUUUGUUUUUACCAGUUUUGCUAAGAAGCAGCAACAACAGCAGAGUUGA